GGCUGCCAGCUUUUACCACAUAUAAACGAUACAAUUAUUAUGAGCAUAAAAUAAGCACUCUAGCGAAACAUGAACCGGUUAAAACAUGUUUCCGCGUGAUGUUGCGUGGGGUGCAGCGACUGCAGCCUAUCAAAUUGAAGGAUGAAGCGACAGAUGCCCUGCCAUAGUGAUCGAGUGUUUUCACAAGUCCAAAACAAGUGGUUAACAGUCUCUGGAUGCAUGUUACAAAAGGUGCAGGUGGCUGGCACGCAGACGGCAAGGGUCCAAGUAUCUGGGACACUUUCUGCCAUGAGGGGAGAGUGUGUGGGGGGCAAACUGGCGAUGUAUCCUGCAACAGCUAUGAAUUGUGGGAAAAAGAUUUGGCGUGCAUCAGGCAGCUUGGACUGACCCAUUAUCGUCUGUCUCUGUCCUGGGCACGCCUCCUUCCUGAUGGGACCACGGGGCAUGUCAACCAAAAAGGUGUGCAGUACUACAACAAGGUCAUUGAUGAUUUGCUGUCAAGUCACGUGCGCCCUUUGGUGACGUUGUACCACUUCGACCUGCCUCAAGCCCUCCAGGACCAAGGUGGAUGGAAAGCGCCCCUCAUGGCCGCCAUAUUUGACAGCUAUGCCCGCUUUUGCUUCCAAACGUUCGGCGACCGCGUCAAACUUUGGCUCACUAUCAACGAGCCGCACGUAUGCGCCAAGCUGGGCCAUGAGGACGCCGUCCACGCUCCGGGGAUAAAAGAACCGGGAACAGCGGCAUACCUGGUGGGCCACAACAUGCUGCGAGCCCACGCCAUGGCUUGGCACAGCUACCACUCCCUCUACAGGCCAACGCAAGGCGGAAUGGUGUCGCUUGCGAUCAAUAGCGACUGGCUCGAGCCGCUACGCUCCGACUGCGCUGAUGACGUCGCCGCUUCCAAUCGCUGCCUAGUGUUCACUCUUGGAUGGUUUGCCUGGCCGCUGUUUGUCACAGGGGAUUAUCCUGAAACGAUGAGAGCUGCCAUUGACGCUCAAAGCUGUAAGGUGGGAUACAACGGCGACUCAAGACUUCCUACUUUCUCAGAACAUGAACCUCCUGUGCUUGGCACUGCGGACUUCUUUGCCCUGAAUUACUACACAUCCCGAAAGGUCAAAGCUGAGAGGAAAUGCAAGAAGGGGAUGUCCAUGAAGAACGACCGUGAUGUGGAAGAAGUCUUUGAUCCUGAUUGGACUAUUUGUGGAGUGUCAUGGCUGGCUGUGGUGCCUUGUGGCUUACGGAAGCUCCUGAAAUACAUUAAGGACACUUUCCGUAACCCGGCGGUCUACAUCACUGAAAACGGCUUCUCUCAAGUGGGACCGGUGGUAAUGGAAGAUGCUCAGCGUGCUGACUUUUACAAGGACACAAUCCAGGAAGUGGAAAAAGCAAUCAGAGAAGACGGCGUCGACGUCCGCGGAUACUUUGCAUGGUCGCUCCUGGACAACUUUGAAUGGGCGGAAGGAUUCAGCAACCGCUUCGGAUUGUUCCACGUGGACUUUUCCGACGCGGGGAGGAAGCGGACGAUGUACCGCUCAGGCUUGGAGUAUGCAAAGCUAAUCUCAAAAUACAAAGCUGUGCACCCUAAAUAAAUUUAAGGAACAAAUAAUUAAAUAAAAAAAAUCAGUCAAUUCAAAAUCUUCUGUGGCAAUGUUUAAACUAUUUUAACAUUGAUAAUGAUAUUUAAAAUUCGCGAUAUAUUUUAAAUCAUCAAAAUUAGUAUUUUUUUUCAUAAUGUAAAGGGUAUGGAAACCUUGAUUACAAGUUAACAGUUAAUCAUUUAUAAAUAUAACGUAAUUCAACAAUUUUCCACCGUAAUUUAUUGCAAUGAUUGUAGGUAUGAAACAAUUGAUUAUUAUGAUUAGACAAAAAAACAUACAUUUGUAUUUAGUUGCAAUUAACUAAUUAACAAAUUAUAUUGUUGAUUAUAAUGGUUAUGAUGUGUUGCACUCCACGUGCAGGCCAAUAAUAAAGAUAAUCUUUAAUUUGGUAGUUUGACCACCCUCUGCAAAAUAUUCCAUGGUUUAUACUGCCAUCCUGUGGCCACACCUGCAACUGCAUUUUUAAACAACACUUGCAAACGCUUUUUUAUUAUUCACCUUAAUAAAACACAUGUCGUCUGUUUACCCACAAACCACCGGCACUACGUAGCAUCAGAAUACUUAAUAUUCAUUCUCCGACUUGCGGAAAAAUAUUAAUAUUCCUCACGGCAAGACUUUGUUUGCAUUCAUAAGCACAAUUGGAAAUGCGUACUCCCCCAUUUUAAUUUUUUUUCUUGGAAAGACUGAAUAAUGCCCCUGUGGCUGCUCUCCAUCUACGUCAAAGCCAGCAAGAUUCUCCUUUGUCUUAUGAUGAAUGGCAACGCUAUUGUGGCGCCGUGAAUAAUCCAACUUCUUUGUCGCCACAUUUUCAUAUCCGAGGCCCUUUUAGUAAACACGGAAACCACCUGAAGUACGGCGCCUGGCAAAAGCUGCAGAAAUAAUUGAAAUAAUUAAUUCCUGCAAGUACACAUCAUUAUGACGAGGGAAAGAGAAACCAUUUCCAAAGCAAUGAAGUGGCAGAUACAUCACGUUGCUUUUGAGGGGGAUUUAGUACAUUUAAAUAGUAACAUUCAAUCACCCCCCAAGGAACAUUCUUGUAUCAAAUAUUCAGGAUCCAUCCAGCACUUUGGAAAAUGGGUUCAAUAAUUUACAAGUGAUUUGGGAAUGAAAAAUUCCCAUUUUUUUCCCAAAUAAUAAUUACCCUUUCCUAUUUACUGAUUACCCUCGUUUACAUAUUCCCAAGAGAACGGCUAUCAUUAGAUUGUUACCAGAUGAAGAGACGACACAGAUACCCCUCCGUACUCCCACGACUCUAUCCGUCUUAGUCACAUUGCCAUUGACGAGGAGAGGCGAGCGGCUGGGAGAAAAAACUUCCCACCGACCUACUUUGCCAGAUGUUUGGCUCGGAAUUCACACCCGCGCCAAAGAAGAUUGAAUGUUUGGGCGCCGAUUCCAACACAUCCCAACCAUCAAAAAACAGCAGUUUGGAUUUAAUUAGGUGCACCUGCAUAAUCUGAUCAGACCCUUUGCGCAAUGCUAAUCUCACCAUUAUAAUGCUACCAUUGUAUAGACCUGAGUGUAAAAUGACGUUCAGUAUAACACAAGCCCAGUUUUUACAAGACCUGUUUUUGGUUAAGACAAAAACAAGAACAAAAAAAAAAAUCAGUAAAAUACCAGUUAUGGAUUUAAGACAA
Messenger RNA from Nerophis ophidion (straightnose pipefish), 3232 nucleotides. RefSeq names its product cytosolic beta-glucosidase (gene gba3). Bases 216 to 1589 code for a protein of 457 amino acids. Gene Ontology annotation, molecular function: hydrolase activity, hydrolyzing O-glycosyl compounds. The record is from RefSeq and is a predicted model, not a curated record. NCBI's taxonomy places the organism in Eukaryota, Metazoa, Chordata, Actinopteri, Syngnathiformes, Syngnathidae. The transcript has 6 exons. Gene Ontology annotation, biological process: carbohydrate metabolic process.